ACUUCCGGUGCAGGGCGGGCCUUCCGGCGCAGCGGCCGGAGCCGGCGUCAUGGCGGCCGUGGAGAGCUUCGUGAACCGGCAGCUGGAGCUGCUGGAGCAGGAGCGGGAGGCGGAGCUGCAGGAGAAGAGGGCCUGGCAGGAGAGCGUCUCCCCGAAGGAGCUGCAGCGCCGUGGGGUCUGCCUGCUGAAGCUGCAGGUAGUGAGCCAGCGGACGGGGCUGUAUGGAAGGCUGCUCGUCGUCUUGGAGCCCAGAAAAUGGGACCCUGGGGCCACCCUGCCCUGCAAUAGCUUUGGGCCCGGUGACAUUGUGGGGUUGUAUGAGAGCGCUCCCGAGGCAGCCACUCUGCUCGCCACCGGCAUCCUGACGCAGAUCACGCAGCGGUCGGUGACUGUGGCCUUCGACGAAUCCCAGGAGGGCUCGCUGGCCUUGGAUGCAGGCGGCCUUUACCGGCUGCUCAGGCUGGCCAAUGACAUCACGUAUAAGCGCCUCAAAAAAGCUCUGAAUGCCCUAAACCAGUAUCACUCGGGUCCGGCCGCGCCUCUCAUAGAUGUUCUCCUCUGCACUUCUGAGCCGAGCAGCCCAGCUCCGACACAACCGCUGAUGUUCUGCAACGGCUCCCUGGACACGUCACAGAAAGAGGCCGUUGGCUUUGCACUGGCCCAGAAAGAGCUAGCCAUCAUCCACGGCCCGCCCGGCACCGGCAAGACCACAACAGUGGUGGAGAUUGUGCUGCAAGCUGUACGCCAGGGCCUGAAGGUCCUGUGCUGUGCCCCUUCCAACAUUGCUGUGGACAACCUGGUGGAGAGGCUGGCCGCACAGAAGCUAAGGGUCCUCCGCCUCGGGCACCCCGCACGCCUUCUGGAUGCCAUCCAGCACCACUGCCUUGAUGCGGUCUUGGCCCGCAGCGACCAUGCCCAGAUUGUGGCAGAUAUCCGGAAGGACAUUGACCAGGUGAAAAGCAAGAAGACCUUGGAGAAGAGAGACAAUAGCUAUGGUCGCAACGAGCUGAAGCUGCUAAGGAAAGAGCUGAGGGAGAGAGAAGAAGCCGCCAUGCUUGGAAGCCUCUCUCGGGCUGAUGUCAUCCUGGCCACAAACACAGGCGCGUCCCCCGACGGCCCGUUGAAGCUGCUCCCCGACAGUUACUUUGAUGUGGUGGUGAUCGACGAGUGUGCCCAGGCGUUGGAAGCCAGCUGUUGGAUCCCCCUGCUGAAGGCCAGGAAGUGCAUCCUGGCCGGAGACCACCAGCAGCUACCCCCCACCAUCGUCUCCCACCAAGCUGCCAAAGGGGGUCUGUCCCUCAGCUUGAUGGAGCGCCUGAUUGAGCGCCACGGGGAGAGGGUCGUGAGAAUGCUGACGGUCCAGUACCGCAUGCACCAGGCCAUCAUGCAGUGGGCCUCGGAGGAGCUGUACCGCGGGCAGCUCGCUGCCCACCCCUCGGUGGCCGGCCAUCUUCUGAAGGACCUGCCGGGGGUCGCUGCCACCGAAGAGACGAGCAUCCCCCUGCUGCUCGUCGACACUGCUGGCUGCGGCCUGUUAGAGCUGGAGGAUGAAGACGAGCAGUCCAAGGGGAACCCAGGUGAGGUCCGAAUUGUUAGUUUGCACGUCCAGGCCUUGGUGGACGCUGGAGUCCAAGUAGGUGACGUUGCUGUCAUCGCUCCCUACAACCUGCAGGUGGACCUGCUCAGGCAGCAGCUUUCCUCUAAGUAUCCACAACUGGAGAUCAAAUCUGUAGAUGGCUUUCAAGGAAGAGAGAAGGAGGCGGUCAUCUUGUCCUUUGUGCGAUCCAACCGGAAGGGUGAGGUCGGUUUUCUGGCGGAGGACCGAAGGAUCAAUGUGGCGGUCACUCGUGCCCGGCGCCACGUCGCCAUCGUCUGUGAUUCCCGGACCAUCAGCGGUGACGCCUUCUUGAAGAAGCUGGUGGAUUACUUCACUCUGAGAGGCGAAGUCCGCACAGCCUUCGAGUACCUCGAUGACAUUGUCCCUGACAACUACUCCCACGAAGGCCCUCGGGGCCCCGGCCAGGUGGGCAGGAAGCCCGGCCCCAGGCGGCGCCAGGAGAGCCAGACGGCGCGAGGGGCCCAGAAGUGUGGCAGAGGCGGAGCCCCCCAGCCCGCGCCAGAGGGCCCCAGGGUCAGUGGGGGGGGCCGGCCUGAGGGCACUGGGGACCUCUUCAGAGCCAUGGUCGUGGACUUCCUGGAGAGCACCAGGACCCUGCUUGAGUUCCCUGCGUCCUUGAACGCUCACGAUAGGAUGCUGGUCCAUCGCCUGGCAGAGGAGCACGGGCUAAAGCACGAGAGCGUUGGUGCAGGGAAGAAGAGAUACAUCUCUGUUUGCAAAAAGGGGGCCCCUGCCACGGCUGCCGCCGCCCCCGCCACGGCUGCCUCCACUGCCACCCCCGCCACAGCUGCUGUCACCACCACCUCUGCUGCGCUUGCCACCACCACAGCCACCAUGGCGCCGCCUCCAACAGGGAUAGAGAGUGAGGGGUGGGAGCUCCAGCCCGGGUGCCUGGGCCCGGGAACACCUGGCCUGGCCCAGCGUGAUCAGGGCAUCCACGGCAACCCUGGGGACAGUCCGAAUCAGAAGUCUCUGCAGCGAGAAAGAGGACAGAGGGAGAAAGCUGGGCCUGGCCAGCUGGCCAGAGAACGCCAAGAUGCUGCCGGCUCCGGGGCACCCAAAGUGUCAGGAAGGAAGAAGGGAAAGGAGAGGAGAGGCCACCAGGGAGAGAAUCAAGCAGGUGAGGAAGACUUUGACGCCCUGGUCUCUGCUGCCAUCAAGGCUGAUAACAGCUGUGCGUUCCCCAGGUGCAGAGCCAGCGUGGUGACAUUGGGCCAGCUCUGCCCGCACUGUGGUCGGCGCUUCUGCCUCAGCCAUCACAUCCCCGAGGUCCAUGGGUGUGGCGAGAAAGCGCGAUCGCAUGCCCGACAGAGGAUUAGCAGAGAGGGGGUCCUGUAUGCCGGCAGCGGGACAAAGAACAAAUCUGUGGACCCCAUGAAGAGAGUCCAUCUCCAGAAGAGGCUGGAUCAGAAGCUCGUGGAGCUGAGCAGCCAGAGGAAAAGUAAAAAAAAGGACAAGGACAAAUGAGGAGUGGGGUCCUUGGGGCGGCUCCCCACCCCCAGCGUCCUUCUUGGGCCCCUGCCAGAGCGGCAGGCCCCGGUGAGGCCCCUGGGCAGUGGGUGCUGGUGUUGACGUGGGGUGACGGGGUCCAGCUGGACCUGGGCCAUGUGUGUGUGUUUGGGUAUCCAACGUGAUUUCUGAGCAUUGUCCUCACCACUCGACGGGAGGAAGGGAGGGCAAAACGCCCUGAGUAAAAGGAGCUGAAUAAAAUCUCUGAAACACUUGA
Phascolarctos cinereus (koala) is the source of this 3344-nucleotide messenger RNA. It is a transcript of the gene IGHMBP2, whose product is annotated as immunoglobulin mu DNA binding protein 2. The record is from RefSeq and is a predicted model, not a curated record. Gene Ontology annotation, cellular component: nucleus; cytoplasm. Gene Ontology annotation, molecular function: ATP binding; RNA binding; ATP hydrolysis activity. NCBI's taxonomy places the organism in Eukaryota, Metazoa, Chordata, Mammalia, Diprotodontia, Phascolarctidae.